This is a messenger RNA of Puntigrus tetrazona (Sumatra barb), 2330 nucleotides long. RefSeq names its product leucine rich repeat containing 58b (gene lrrc58b). NCBI's taxonomy places the organism in Eukaryota, Metazoa, Chordata, Actinopteri, Cypriniformes, Cyprinidae. The record is from RefSeq and is a predicted model, not a curated record. Gene Ontology annotation, molecular function: protein binding.
CGGGGCCCUGAAACAUGAAUGUUUUAGUGCACGCUCGAUAGACAGACAGACUGUCUUUGAUCAUGACUGUAACGUGUGAACGCUGCCAUCGGGCUCGAGUUAUUUAGGUUACACAUGGAAGAUCGGGACGCUUGGGGUUGGAAGUAAACUCGGACGAAGCGUUGGGAAACAGACCGAAGCAAAAGACCCUUAUCUGCCGUUAAAAUGGAGGGGUUUGAAGGAGCCAGCAGCAGCAGCGAGAGCGUUUUAGAUCUGUCUCGCCUGAAUCUGAACGGUAACGGUUUCGACGCGGUCAGCGAGAAGCGCCGGAAGGACGCGAAGCAGCUGUACCUGUGCUACAACCGGCUGACGCUUUUACCCGAGUCCGUCUCUUUAUUCUCCAACCUGGAGCUCCUCGACCUCAGCAACAACUCGCUGUCGGUCCUCUGCGAAGACAUCACCCGCCUGACCAAGCUCAAAACCCUCGUAGCCAAGAACAAUCGCUUGAACGAGUUCUCCCUGCCCAAACACUUCGGCUCCCUGCAGCUGGAAGUGUUGAACUUCAGCGGGAACCGCUUCGAGGAGAUGCCCAGCCAGUGCCUGCAGCUGCCGCGGCUGCAGUCUCUGUCCCUGGGAGGAAACCGGCUGAAGAGCAUCCCAGCAGAGAUAGAGAGUCUCGCCAGCUUAGAGCUGUUGUAUCUGGGAGGUAACCAGAUCUCCUCCAUCCCUGCUGAACUAGCUAACUUACCCUGCCUCAGUUACCUAGUUCUGUGUGAUAAUCGCAUCCAGAGCGUCCCACCUCAACUCAACAGGCUCCAUUCCCUGCGCUCUCUCAGCUUGCAUAACAACCUGCUGACGUAUCUCCCGAGAGAGAUCCUGAGCCUGGUGCACCUGCAGGAGCUCAGUCUGAGAGGCAAUCCUUUGGUCGUACGCUUCGUCAAGGACAUGACCUAUGACCCCCCGUCGCUGCUGGAGCUGGCUGGCCGAACCGUCAAAAGCAAGAACCUCCCGUACUCUCAUAAAGACCUCCCGAGUCAUCUGGUCAACUACCUGGACAUGGCCAGCAAGUGCCCCAAUCCCAAGUGUGCAGCUGUCGUGAAUUCUGACUCAUGCGUCCGUCACAUCAAGUUUGUGGAUUUCUGUGGGAAGUAUCGGCUGCCCUUGAUGCACUACCUGUGCUCCCCAGAAUGCACCUCUCCCUGCAGCUCCAACCCUCAGAGCUCUCCCUGCAGCUCCAACCCUCAGAGCGACGCCGACUCAGACGAUGACAACAGCGUGCCCGCCGAUCGCCUUCAAAGAGUGCUGCUGGGAUAACCUCGCUCACCCCGCGCACGUCUCCUCCUCUCUCACUUACAGUGUUAUCAGCAGGAACUUUGAACUUUACAGCCAGCUGGCUUGAGAACCUCUCAGCUGAAGCCAAAUCUUAUUGCCAAGCGAUUGAGCAAGUGGCAUUCUGGGAAAGACAUCUGCAGAUCGUUUCUCUUACAAAGGCCUUGCUUUGCAAAGGCGAAAUCAAAAACACUGGCGGUUCAGAAUAGUUGUUAGUUAUAUUAACUAAGUUGCCUUGGUCAUCAAUCUGUUUAGCUCUUGCACUUUUAUGUUAGAAGACGCCGUUGGGGCACACGCAUAUCUUUUGCUUGGCAAUAGGUUGCUUCGUCUAACUUGAUUUUUUUUCUCAUUACGCACAAAGAUUUACUGUGAAAUAAACAGCGAGAGCAUUUGCUUUUUUCGGUUGUGAGAGGUUUAGCAGAAGGCUUUCUUCAUGCUUCCUGCAGCACUGUCAAACAGUGCUACAUCUUCAAAACCUCUUAUUUCUGCAAAAUGUUUCUUCUGUGUUAGUUUUGCUAACACUUUGCGCUUGCGUUCAAAAACCGGGGCAGCGUCUGAAAUCUUGAGAUAAACGGUGACAAAGGUCACCAGUGACUUUGUUUUGAAGGUUAAUUCUUCACUCUUCAUUAAUAUAAAAUACGAUAUUGUUACAGAGUCAGUGGACAAAUUUGUGAUGAGUUUCUGGCAUUAUUAUUUUUUUUUUUAAGCUGAACUUUGUUCUUCAAACACUUCCUGUUUUAUAAACUCAGUUUCUUUUGUUGUCUUACACUCUUAGGCUUAACCAAUAUUGACUAUGCAAAUAACGAAUGCAAUCAUCAUUUCAGAGUUUUAAAAUUCAUAUCUAAAGCUUUUAUACUAAAUAAUCUUUUAUGAUGUUUUCUAUAUAUCAGUGACGAGAUAGAAUGUAUUUUAUUUAAGAUGAUGAAGGCAGAUUUGAAUAACAUUCACUCCUCUAAUGGUUAUAAACAUGUAUUUGCACUUCUUAUGUAGAGUACUAUAAUAAUAAAAACAUAUUAUAAUAA